UUUACCCCAACUGUCCAGCUUUAUGAGGCAAUUAUUGGUUCUCAGCGACUGAUACCCUUUUGCGCAUGCGAGGCUUCAAUCUUCGAACCCUGCGGUGGGCUGCUGCCGCCCGCCCAUCGUUGCCGCCCCCGAAUCGAGCUGUUUUGUCGAGACGCUCUCCGGCACCACUACUACUAUUAAAUCCAUCACUACGCCGCUGCUUCUCAGCCUCUCGCCCGGAUUUCUCACUCUUUGAUGCCGACUCCACAAUUUAUGCCCUCUCCACCGCUCCCGGGCGAGCCGCUAUCGCCGUCGUGCGAGUAUCUGGUCCAGCAUGCGUGCAGAUUUACAAUGCUCUCUCCCCCUUUGCGCCCCUUCCCCGUGCCCGUCACGCCGCCGUCCGCACGCUCUACGACCCUCUCCACCCUCCAUCCUCGAACACCAUCCUCGACGCCGCAGCGUUGGUGCUAUACUUCCCCGGCCCCCGAACCGUGACAGGGGAAGACGUGCUCGAACUUCACUUGCACGGGGGUUCGGCGAUCGUUAAAUCCGUAUUGACCGCGAUCGCGAACAUCAACCGGCCAUCCUCGUCACCGUCCUCAAUGUCUACAACAACCACAACAACAAACCCGAAGGAUCCCCAAGUCCCCCUGGGACCCCCCUCCAGAAGAGGAGGAGGGGGAGGAACGAUCCGCUACGCCGAGGCAGGCGAAUUCACGCGCCGGGCCUUCCUCAACAACCGGCUGGACCUCCCCCAGAUCGAAGCGCUGGGGGAUAUCCUGCACGCGGAGACGGAGCAGCAGCGACGGAUCGCCGUGCGUGCGGCGAGCAGCAGCGGCAGUGGUGAGCAAGGCGGCGCGCUGUCGCAACGCUACGAGCAGUGGCGGCAUCAGCUGCUGUACGCGCGCGGCGAGCUGGAGGCGCUGAUCGACUUCGCCGAGGACCAGCAUUUCGACGAAUCGCCGCGCGAGCUGGUUGGGUCCGUGGGCCGGCAGGUGCGCGCCCUCCAGGCGCAGAUCCAGCUGCAUAUCGGCAAUGCCGCCAAGGGCGAGUUGCUGCGGAGCGGGAUCCGCGUGGCGUUGCUGGGGGCCCCCAAUGCGGGCAAGAGCUCGUUGCUGAACCGGGUGGUGGGCCGCGAGGCCGCCAUCGUCAGUACCGAGGAAGGGACUACGAGGGAUAUCGUCGAUGUUGGGGUGGAUGUUGGGGGUUGGUUCGUGCGGCUGGGUGAUAUGGCGGGGAUCCGGUCGGAGGAUGUUUUGGAGGACGAUGAUGAUGGGAGGAGCUCCGCGGCGGCUCGGAAUGUGGUGAUCGGGGCGGUUGAGAAAGAGGGCAUCCGGAGGGCUAAGGCUAGGGCGUUGGAGUCGGAUGUUGUCGUUGUGGUCGUCUCGUUGGAGAAGGAGGAGAAGGAGGAGGAGGAGGAGGAGGAGGAGGAGGAGGAGGGGAGUGCGAGUGCUUCUUCGCGGUUGGCAGUUGAACCAGAAGUCGUUGAUGCGGCUAAUGAGUGCGCGCGCGCCGGCCGCUGCGUCGUCGUUGCGAUCAACAAGUGUGACCGGUUGCCCGGCCUGGAUCGCCUCCCGGAUCAGCUGCUUGCCACCGUCCGUACUCUGUUCCCUGCUGUGCCCGACCGGCGCGUGUUCGGGAUCUCCUGCAUGGAUGCCCGCCGGGAGACGGGCUCCGUCUCUGGCCCGGUGGCGGAGCACGAUCCGGGCCAUAUCCAGCGCUUUCUACAGGGGUUGAUCGCUACGUUUGAGGAACUGGCUUCCCCGACGGGGAUCGAGGAGGAUGCCAACGGCCAGUACGACCGGUCCUACUGGGAGGAUUCUCUGGGCGUCACCCACCGACAGAGCUCGAACCUACAACGCUGCCUGGAGGAUCUAGACGCGUUCAUGAACCAGACUCAACCAUCAAACCAUCACCAUCUUACACACGAGUCCGAGGAAGAAGUCGACAUCGUCACCGCGGCCGAGCACCUCCGUUCCGCGGCCGAUGCCCUGGCCAAGAUCACGGGUAAAGAUGAGAGUGGCGACGUGGAGGAUGUCCUGGGGGUGGUGUUCGAAAAAUUCUGCGUUGGGAAAUAAACACGACUGCUGCUAGCCCUGAGAAAUUCUUUUUUUUUCUAUCUUCUGGCACUGCCAACCGCAGCCUAGACUUCUCCCUUCCAUUCGGUGAUGCUGUUCCGCAGCCGGGAACCUCGCGAGCAUUCUACUGGUUG
Molecule: messenger RNA, 2191 nt
Organism: Aspergillus fijiensis CBS 313.89
Lineage: Eukaryota; Fungi; Ascomycota; Eurotiomycetes; Eurotiales; Aspergillaceae
Product: tRNA modification GTPase
Exons: 3
Coding region: 66-2057 (663 amino acids)
Biological process (GO): tRNA methylation; tRNA wobble uridine modification
Cellular component (GO): cytoplasm; mitochondrion
Molecular function (GO): GTPase activity; GTP binding; protein binding
Source: RefSeq, a predicted model, not a curated record